UUGUGUGUAAAUGCUGGGUGGGGUUUGGACCUCCCUCUGGGGUCUCACAAGCUAUAAAAGCAUCCUGGUCUGGUGAGAGAGGAGCAGAUCAACGCCAACAGCCAACAUCAGCUCUAUACAAUCCUUCUGGGCCUGAACGUCUACUGCAGAAUGGCGAGUGCACUGAGAUCUUGGACUGUGCCGCUGGCUCUUGUGCUGUGUGUCAUCGUGUGUCUCAGCAGCCUGGCUGAAGCUUACCCGCCCAAACCAGAACCUCCAGCGGGAGAUGUGGGUCCAGAGGAGAUGGCCAACUACCACACGGCUCUAAGACACUACAUCAACCUCAUCACACGACAGAGAUAUGGGAAGCGAUCCACCGCUGAGGAAGCCGUGGCUGAACUGUUGUUCGGUGAAAAUGAACAGGACGUCAGGCCCCGUGUAAAAGACUUGUUAUGGUGACGUGACUCCUCUCUGUGGCUGGUGCAGUGGCUUUCUUCAUUCAUUAAUCUCUAUGAUAAUAAAUGAGUUUACCGAACAGCAGAAACCAGCAUAAGCCAAACCCUCAUCAAAAUGAGGCUCCAAAAACACCUCAUGAUCUAUACAUCUCUAUCAGCCUCUUUCUUUUCUUCCUUCUCUCUCUUUCUCUUAUGAGUUGAUUUAUGCUUUGUGAAAGACAAUUGUAAAUAAUUUAAUAUUCAAUGACAAAAUUGACAAUAAUAAAAAAUUACUGGAUGUUGAA
This is a messenger RNA of Carassius carassius (crucian carp), 718 nucleotides long. RefSeq names its product peptide Y-like. Gene Ontology annotation, biological process: neuropeptide signaling pathway; feeding behavior. The record is from RefSeq and is a predicted model, not a curated record. Gene Ontology annotation, molecular function: neuropeptide hormone activity; neuropeptide Y receptor binding. Lineage: Eukaryota; Metazoa; Chordata; Actinopteri; Cypriniformes; Cyprinidae. The coding region runs from base 151 to 438 and encodes 95 amino acids. Gene Ontology annotation, cellular component: extracellular region. The transcript has 4 exons.